GCGGGGAGCGGCGGAGCGGCACUGGGCUCGGCACUCAGCGCCAGCAAAACCAAGACCAAGAAGAAACAUUUCGUGUGCCAGAAGGUGAAGCUGUUCCGGGCUUCGGAGCCGCUGCUCAGCGUCCUCAUGUGGGGGGCCAACCAUACGAUCAACGAACUCAGCAAUGUUCCUGUCCCUGUCAUGUUGAUGCCUGAUGAUUUUAAAGCCUACAGUAAGAUCAAGGUGGACAAUCACCUGUUCAACAAGGAAAACUUGCCCAGUCGCUUUAAAUUUAAGGAGUACUGUCCUCUGGUGUUCCGAAACCUCCGGGAAAGGUUUGGGAUUGAUGACCAGGACUACCAGAACUCGGUGACACGAAGUGCCCCAGUGAACAGCGACAGCCAGGGUCGAUGCGGGGCCCGGUUCCUCACCACCUACGACAGGAGGUUUGUCAUUAAGGCCGUGUCGAGUGAGGAUGUAGCAGAGAUGCACAACAUCUUAAAGAAGUACCACCAGUUCAUAGUGGAGUGCCAUGGGAACACCCUUCUGCCCCAGUUCCUUGGCAUGUACCGGCUCACCGUGGAUGGAGUGGAAACCUACAUGGUGGUAACCAGAAACGUGUUCAGCCACAGGCUGACAGUGCACCGAAAAUACGACCUGAAGGGCUCGACAGUGUCCAGGGAAGCAAGCGAUAAGGAGAAGGCCAAGGACUUGCCGACGUUCAAGGACAACGACUUCUUGAACGAGGGACAGAAGCUGCAUGUUGGGGAAGAGAGCAAAAAGAACUUCCUCGAGAAGCUGAAGCGGGACGUGGAGUUCUUAGCUCAGCUGAAGAUCAUGGACUACAGCCUGCUGGUUGGGAUCCACGAUGUUGACCGAGCAGAGCAGGAAGAGAUGGAAGUGGAGGAUCGGGCAGAGGAUGAGGAGUGUGAGAACGAUGGUCUCGGAGGCAACCCCAUCUCCUCGUAUGGAACCCCCCCAGACAGCCCUGGCAAUCUCCUCAAUUACCCUCGCUUCUUUGGGCCUGGAGAGUUUGAUCCUUCUGUUGAUGUCUACGCCAUGAAAAGCCACGACAGUGCCCCCAAGAAGGAAGUGUACUUCAUGGCCAUUAUAGACAUUCUUACACCGUACGAUGCAAAGAAGAAAGCUGCACACGCUGCCAAAACAGUGAAACAUGGGGCUGGGGCAGAGAUCUCCACCGUGAACCCGGAGCAGUACUCCAAACGCUUCAAUGAGUUCAUGUCCAAUAUCCUGACAUAGUCAUCUUCAGCCUUCAGAGGAUCACGAAGAGAAGAGGGGCUACUUCCCAGAGGAGAACGCAGCCUGUGACACUAAAACAGACUCUGUAGCAGCAUGAGGGGUGUGAGUGUGAGUGUGUGUGAGUGAGUGAAUGAGUGGCACUGCGUGACUUCGGAGAAAACGUAUUUUCGGUGCACCCUCCAACAGCCCACGUCAGCCAGGUGGGAGAAAGUGGGGUGGGGGGUUUUGUUACAGAAGUGCCCAGACAUCAAUUCGAGGGCUUUUUAAAACAAGAAAAGUGCAUUGUUUCCAGCACUGCUCUUCCUGACGGUGUUUCCUCCUCUCUGACCAAGGGACUCGCAGGGAUGUGACAUGAGGCGCUGCGCAGGGGGGGUCACUCGAGCUCAGCUUUACUUUGGAGUAAAGCAGUGCCUGAUGCCACAAACGACUUUUUUUUUUUUUUUUUUUAAUUAAUUAUCAUCGAAUUGUCUUUGCAAGAAGGACCUCCAAGCCCUUUUACUUCCCUCGUGCUAAGAAUUGGAAGGAAAAUCGCUCACCAUCUCGAGGAUGGAAAAUAUGACACUGAUAAGGAGGAGUCGCUGAACUUUAGGUGAAUUCAGACUGGGACACUUUAAAUCUUUUGGUUAAUUUAAGUAACAAAAAUGUUGUUUGUUGGUUGUUUUUGUUUUUGUUUUUUUUUUUUUUGUAUCUGCACUCGAUUUACAAGAAAGAUGAGGGAAAUGAACAUCUACCAAAGAUGAUCACUACGAGAGGUCUUUGCUCCCGGAGCCUAAAAAAGCAACGUGAGAAGCAUUAAGAGACAUUGAAGAACAUCAGAUGGUGAUGUGCUCAGACCCAGCGUGCUGUACAAUUGGCCAGCUGUGAAGAUGAUGUGAAAGGACAAAAAAAAGCAAAGCGCUGUGUCCCUGUAGGUGUGGGAUAACACCUGACUACCUGGAACCUUUCCCCACGCACCGCAGUUGGGAGUUGCUGUGUCUCUUUGGUUCGUAGCUUCGUGUCUGCAGUUCAGUGUUAAUCCAGCUAACGUUGUGUCUUCCUCAUUCGCUCGGUCUGCAGCUGGCAUGCUUGGAUUUGCUUCCUGAUGGAGGGUUGUGGGUUUGUUUUUGCCAUGGUGAUGUGAUUGUGGCCGGAGCUGUGGCUGUGUGCUCCUCUCUGAGCAGUAUGGAAGGAUGGGAAUACUGACCCCCCCUCCCCCCCCCUCAACUCCAGCCAGGCUUUGAGGCUUCUGUGGGCUCCAUUCUCAGCACUGCACAACGCUGAUGGACCUUUGGGUUCCUUCCUUCAUUUACUUUCUCAGCAGGAUUCAACGUCUUGAACAAAACUCGCCGUCGCAACGCGUUGCUUCUCUGCCUUGAACUGUUUUCACAAAUGCCUUUGUUUUGGGAUGAAGCUCUUUGGGAUGUCUGCCCCGUGCUGUAACGCCCUGCAGGGCUCACUCCUUUCGGGGGAUCUCUGGUGCUCGUUGCAUCCCAGCCGUCCCCAUGGGCUCCUGGCUCUGCUGUGGGAUGUGGGAUAGGGGCAGUUCUUGCGACGCAGUCUGAGUGCCACCGCUCUCAGCUUGGAAGGGGACAGAAGGGCCUCGAGCUUCAGCCCAUGGAGGCACACUGUAAAUAGGGCACUCACGGAGUCAGAAAUGACCACUGGGGGUCACAGGGGGAUGCGGACCUUUGUGGUCAUUUGUGGGUCGUUUCCUACGAGGUGGGGCAGCCUCAGAACGAGUGCAGCAAAAAGGGAGGACGGGAGGGCACGGCUGUGCUGGGGGCAUUCUGUUGGUUGCUGUGCUCUUUUAAAGAAAGAAAAUAAGCACUUAACGUUUACUAUCCCUUAGGAAUUUGACACCCAUUGCUUUUUAUUCUUGACAGUUUUAAGAAUCCGCGUUGGAGCUGCAGCUUUGGCCCGGUGAGCUUUGCUGCUCUCCCGGGCAGCGAGCUGUCUCCUUUUAAACUGAUCAUCUUUAAAUCAUGUAUUUAUAAAAUAAUAAUAAUAUAAAAGAAGAGGAAAAGGGUGGGGGGGGGGAGGGGGGAAAGAGGGAGGGGAGUCUGUGGGCUGCAGGCGCUGAGCUGUGUCACUCCUCUCCAGCAGAACUCAUGCUAGGGCUGAGCUGGAGGGCUGUGGCUCAGCCCACUUCCCCAGCUCUGCCCCUUGUCGAGUUGCCAUGCUGUGUGUGCUGCAGUAAGGAAAUGCCAUUUUCUCACUUAAUGCUGUGUUACCCAGGUGUGUAACUUCGUUUAACGUGAGCGUUUUGUAUAUUGUUUACAAUUUGGGGAGGUAGCAUUGUGUUCAAGAUGCUAAUUUUCGUUUCGAGACAGUAUUUUUCUUACCAGAACGAGAAGGUGAAGCUGCAAAUAUUUUUUGUUUUUAAAAGGGACUUUGGGUUUUUGUUUGUUCUUUUUGUUUUUAAAUCUUAUUUUAGGUCAUUAUUUUAUUUUAUUUUAUUUUUUUUUUAACUCAAGUAUUUAAGAAAGCCUAGCCCGUUCCAUUCUGGUUUUACAGCUGCUCGUGCUCGUUUGUUGUCUGUUGCUGGUGUGAGUUUAGUUGUAGUGUGCUGGAUGUAGGUAGCUGUGUCUGUAGAUGUGCCCCACAGAGUGCAGGGUGGGCUGGGGGGGGGUCCUGCCUGUCCCAGGUUGGGCUCUCUCAGAGCAUGGCCCUGAUGUUGUUGAAAUGUGAGCACUGAAAUCUGCUUUGGGUUGCCUAAAAGAGGUCCUGGGGCAAAAGGGAGAGGGGAGAGGGAAGGCAGAGCGCAGCAGCGCGUGUCUGAGUGCUGUGCCGCCCUGUUGGUGCAAUAUAAAAUGCUCAAGAAUAGGAUGGGUCACCCAAAAGCGGGGGUUGGGGAGGGGGGAAACAGGGAACAGCCACCCCAUGGGUGGGUCAGCGCCAGGGAUCAGCCCUGCUGGUGGCAAUAGGUGAGCAGUGUCAGUGGGAGCUCAGUUCUUGCUGCAGGGAGCAGUGCGCUCCUCCCUUCUUGUCUCAGAGGGGACCCAGUGUUCAUCAUAAAGGCCACGAUUGUGAAGUUCCUCACGUGGAACUCUCGGGGUGGUUGUUGGCUUCUGCUUCCCCUGCAUUCCUGUGCUUCCCCCCCCCCCCACGCUGGAGGAUCCUGGCUUCCAGCUGCUGUGCCCUGACCAGCGCUGAAGCACUCGAGUUGUACUUUGUGAGCUGGGAGAAGACUCCGUGCAUCCCUGCAGGGCACUGCACAGCCCCAGGUGUGAGCUCUGACAGUGCUUUAGUGGCUGCAGGCUGUGUUCAGUAGGGAUUGUCUUCAUCUCAGAGCAGCUGCCUCCGUCCUGUGACUGCUAUGCAGUCUUUACAGAGGCCUCCCUUCGAGCUGCAGAGCUCUGAGUCCCACCCCGAGGUGGCACAAACCCUUCAGCAGUCAGAAUGUGCUAAACCUUGGUUUUGUGACACCAUGCAACCGAUCUGAGGUGGAUCACUGUUACAACAGCAUCUCCUCCCCUCCCAAACACCGUUUCAGGUUCGCUGUCACCUUGCCCUGCUCCUGCAGAGCUGCUCUCCACGAUCUCUAUCAGCCACUACUGAUUCUCCUUGCUCUUUUCCUGUGGAACAGCAAUGGCAAAGCACAGGGAACCAACUUCUGCUCGCUCAUUGCUGAUCGUGGUUUUGGUUUUCAUCACUCACAACCCGCGCCGCUCCUCGUUCAGCUGCACAAAGCAAAGUGCAGUGGAUCGAGUUGUGGCAAGGGAGUGUGUAACACAGGUCCUGAGAGGGGGGGGAGCAGGGCUAAUCAGUGCAA
Meleagris gallopavo (turkey) is the source of this 4990-nucleotide messenger RNA. RefSeq names its product phosphatidylinositol-5-phosphate 4-kinase type 2 beta (gene PIP4K2B). Lineage: Eukaryota; Metazoa; Chordata; Aves; Galliformes; Phasianidae. Gene Ontology annotation, cellular component: plasma membrane. The record is from RefSeq and is a predicted model, not a curated record. Gene Ontology annotation, molecular function: 1-phosphatidylinositol-4-phosphate 5-kinase activity; 1-phosphatidylinositol-5-phosphate 4-kinase activity. Gene Ontology annotation, biological process: phosphatidylinositol phosphate biosynthetic process.